AUGAAUUUAGGCAAGGAAGUGGGGGAAAGCAGUGAUGGGUUUUCUGAAAAAAGCGAAAACCGGGAGGUGGUUUUUGCCGCUGAUGCACCUGCAGAUCAUUCAAAACGUAAACGUUAUUUAACUGCGAAGUACGAUAGAAGGACUCGUCAAAAAAUUAGCGAAAAAAUUCGUCUUGAAAACUUUGUUUUCGAACAUCUUCGUACUCUUUAUUGCACAGAGGUCGAUGACUACGAUUGUGAUAUCGACUUGGAUGAAAUAAGUGAUCUUAAGACAAAUGAUGAGAAAGUGCAAACUUUGAAGGAAAAGCUAAAGUCCUGCCCAGCUAAACAGGAGCAAAUCGAUGCAAUACCGAAAGGAAAGAAAAUAUUUAUUUUAGGUUCAGUUCAUGCUCGACUUCACAAACAAGCUAUAUAUAUACGCAACUAUGAAAAUAGUUUUUUUCCAAGAUAUUCUGGUAGUAUUUUAAUGAAGUUAACAUUCAAACCCUUUGUUGAAGAGCUUAAUCUUAGUUCAGAUUUGAUGGUUAAGUUUUUUAACUCAUCAUAGUGUUUGGUGAUAUUUCCAUUGAAAAGCAAGCCUAUAAAGUAUAACUCACCCGUAUGGCAUAAAAUCAUUGAGUACAGAACAUCGAUACUUGAUAUUGAUGCACAACAGUGCUGUUAGUCUAGGAAUAAGUAAGUUGAAAUGGUUCACCGCAGUCUUUUCAUUGAAAUUAUAGAGCCAUGUUAGAAAGAAGUUAGAAAUUCUGUUUUUGAGCUAGUAUAAAAAACGAUUUUGAUGCAACAAAAAACAUUUGAGUAGAUUGAUUUCGUGGUAGGUGUAAUGCAAUUCAGUGGUUAAGCUCGAGUCAACUAACUAAAGGUUCCGAGUUCAGUCAGUCUUUGACUUCAUCGACUCUAAUAGUCAAAGUGUCAUAACAGAACCUUAAAGGAAGCAAGUCACUAAUGAAAUAAUUUUGAUUCGAUGUUUGUGGAGACUGAGUUAUAGAACAAUGAAUUACUGAGAUAACCGAACUAUUUUAAUUUUUUUUCUUUUCAAUCCGGGUACCAGAAUCGUUGUAAUACCAGUCACCAAGAACGAUAUAUUAUGGGAUUUUCAAAAAUGCACAUACAAUAUAUAUAUAUAUAUAUACUAUAUGUCUUGUUAUUUCUGACUAGAUUUAAUUUUAUGAAGAAAGGUAAGGAUCAAUCGAAAAAACCUGGGACUUAAGUCGACCCCAAUGACAAAGUUUAUUUUAGCCUAGACAUAAGAUAGAACUUAAUUAACCGAUGAAGAUAAAUUAUGAAACUAAUCUCAGGGAGUUGAGCAUAAUAUAAUACAACUAAGUGUGUACCAUAAUUGAUAAAUUCAUGAGUCGGAACAGUACAUCAAAAGAGCACUCGAAAAAUUACUUAAUCAGAUAUUGAAACAUUUUAAAGUUCCUCAAAAACAACUAAAAUCGUCCUAAAGGAAAUCAUAGAUGAAAAUCAUAGUUAACUUUUAAUCAUUUCAAGAAAAGGAUCGGAAUUUUUAACUGCUCAAAUAUACAUCUAAAAUUCAACCUCAUUCGAAAUGUUUUUAAAUACUGUGAUUCAGUGUUAUCAAAGAGGAUGACUGAUUUCUAACUCCGAAUUGCAUUCAUUUUUAUUUCCUGUGAUGAGUUCGGAAAUUAAAUAAGAAAAGUUGGUAUCACAUUGAGUACUCAAUUAAAUAUUUAAGACUAAUCGUAGUAUGUAUUUUAAAACAUUGUAGAUCAACAAUAAGUUUACUAAUGAACCUAAGAAAAAAAUAUUUAUACAAGGAUUAGGAUUUUAAAAAG
Messenger RNA from Schistosoma bovis, 1798 nucleotides. The record is from the annotation of a GenBank genome assembly. Lineage: Eukaryota; Metazoa; Platyhelminthes; Trematoda; Strigeidida; Schistosomatidae.